Scheffersomyces amazonensis is the source of this 1914-nucleotide messenger RNA. RefSeq lists its product as uncharacterized. Bases 108 to 1703 code for a protein of 531 amino acids. Lineage: Eukaryota; Fungi; Ascomycota; Pichiomycetes; Serinales; Debaryomycetaceae. Gene Ontology annotation, biological process: amino acid transmembrane export from vacuole. The record is from RefSeq and is a predicted model, not a curated record. The transcript has a single exon.
UGAGCAAAUAUUUAACUUAUUCAAUACUAUUAUAACUAAUAUAAAAAGUAAAUUAUAAUUCAGAAAUUAUUAAAAUCAUUUUUAACUAAGAAUAUUUGUAGACAGAGAUGAGAAAUAUAAAUAAGUCAAUUUCAAAACAAGAUGAUACUUUGGUGGUCUCAGAAACCAACUGCGAAAUAAGUACUGAUGAAUCGAUUUGGACGAAACAGACCACAUUCAGAGCAUGGUUGCUACUUUGUUAUACUACAGGACCAGUAGCUUCUAUGUCAAGAACAUAUGUUCCUGCUGCAAUGCAAUCUGUUGCAAGAGCAGUAGGUCAUACAAAAUUGGGAGAAAAGUGUCUGUUUAAAGGAAAUGACUGCUAUGUUAAAUUUGGGGUAGGAACAGUUCAUUCAACAUCUUAUGUGUUGUAUAUAAGAGCGAUUGCUACUGCAAUUGAAGGAAUUGUAAGCUUGUUAUUGAUGGGAAUUGCAGACUAUUCAAACUACAGAAAGAUUUUGCUUAUCGGUUCUAUCUUGUUUUAUGGUUCUAUCGCUUUACCAUUCGCUGGUUUGACUGGACAAAACUAUCCUACUCUUAUAGCUCUAUCAGUAUUAUAUGCUUUGCUCACAGUUACUAAUUCGAUCUAUCAAAUUUUAGAAGGUUCGUAUAUUCCAUUAUUUCUGAGGGCUGCUUCUCCAAAAGGUACUGCAGCAGAGGAUGUAAGGCGAGAUAUUAUCUUAAAGAGAGGUUCGGUUGUAAGUGUUAUGGGUUUAUUUAUAUCAAAUUGUGGAGGAUUGACUGCGUUACUUAUCGGAAUCAUUAUUUCCUAUGGUAAAGGAGGACCAAUGAAAGAUGGCUACCAUAACUUUUUAUUAGCCAUUACAAUCGCUGGAUGUGUAACUGUUGCUUUCUCGAUCUUAUCUUCCUUUUACAUUCCCAAAGUUAAAGGAACUGAAAGGCCAAAGGAUGAAGUUUUGCUAUUUCUAACAAUCAAAAGGAUGUUUAGUUUAGUCAAGGAAAUUCAAAAGUACCCAAAUGCUUUUCUUUAUUGUAUUUCAUGGGUUAUUUGGAAUGUAAGCUUUGGUAAUUUUAUGAGUGUUUACGUUCUUCUAUUCAGAUCAACCCUUGGUUUAGGGUCGUCUGAUUCAGAAUACACUGUUUAUACAUUCAUGUCUUAUGUAACAGCUUGCAUUGGUGCAAUUGCAUGGAUGCUUUGUUAUCCAAGAUUAUCAUUGAAUAUUAAAACUUGGGGUUAUGGAUUCUUGUUCUUGUCUUUAUUCUCUAACUUCUGGGGUUGUUUAGGUAUUAGUAAUAGAACUAGUAUUGGCUUCAAGCAUAGAUGGGAAUUUUGGGUUUUUGAAAUAUUCUAUUCUGCUAGUAGUUCAUCAAUGAGAAGUUUAAAUAGGUGUGUCUACAGUACUUUGUUACCUGAAGGUCAGGAAGCUCAAUAUUUUGGACUCGAAGUAAUGUUGGGUGUUGCAACAGGUUGGAUAGGUUCAUUGGUUAAUGCAAGUAUUCAAGACAGAACUAAUAAUGACAGAUUCCCCUUUGUACCAAAUCUUGUCUUAGUUCUUGUUUCCAUUGUGCUUUACUACUGUGUUGAUUUUGAGAAAGGUAUGAGAGAUGCUGAAAAGUUGGUUCAGGAUGAUGAUCCAACGAAAGAUGACGAUUCAACAAAUGGUGAUGUUGAACAAGUAGUAGAACAUCACAUUUCAAAGUAAUAGUGUGAGAUAAGAAAAGUCGUGAAAUGAAGCUUACAAUUAUAGUUAUAGUUUUAGUGUACUUAUAUAUUAAAUGACUAUUAAUGAUUGUUACAAAGACAAAAACAAAUGAACAAUAUCAAACAGUAGAUUAGGAAAAUAUUAAUGAACAUGGAACCUAUGGUUCAUAGCAAAAGACUAAUUAUAGUCAUUAAAUUUAAAAAUGUUUUUG